GCGAAGGGGCGCGCGCUGCCCGCGCUCUGCGGCCCCGGGGACAGGAGUCGCGGUUGUGUUCCGUUGAGGUACACUCUUGUGGCGUGCAUUCUCGAUUCUUCAUGCAGUCAUGGAUCUGGACAAACCGUCUGUCUGGGGUUCAUUAAAACAGCGGACCAGGCCAUUGUUGAUCAACUUGAGCAAGAAGAAGGCUAAGAAGACAUCGAACAAGCCCUUGGAUUUAAGGGUGCAGCAUCACCUGGACCGGCGCCUCAGUCUCUCUGUGCCAGAUUUCCUGGAGGCCGAGGCGCUGGCUCCAGAAGGUCGGCCUUUCUCGGGGCCUCAGUCGUCCUACACCUCAGUGCCCAACAGCCUGUCCACUGCGGGCGUUGUUCCCAAGAGCAGCAGCAGCUCCCUGAAGCAGUCCGAAGAAGAGGUGGACUGGAGCCAGGAGGAAGCAAGCCACCUCCAUGGGAUGGACACAGACUCAGAGGAGGUCCACUCCUCUCCAGCAGCAGAGAGACGGGCCUCCAGCCAGGGCAUCUUGGAUCUGCAGAAACUUCCCAGUGGAGGGGAUGCACUGGAGGAGCCAGAGAACAUCUGUGGUAAUGGUGACCUGAAUGCCUCUACGACAGCUCAACAUCCUGAAGAGCAAUCUACACUCAGGGAAGCUGGCGAUGGCCUGAGUCACCUCCCCAGCCCCUUCGCAUACCUCCUCACCAUACACCUGAAGGAAGGCCGCAACCUGGUUAUCCGAGAUCGCUGUGGCACGAGUGAUCCAUAUGUGAAAUUUAAGCUGAAUGGGAAGACUCUGUACAAAAGUAAAGUGAUAUAUAAGAACUUGAACCCUGUUUGGGAUGAGAUAGUUGUGUUGCCAAUACAAAGCCUUGACCAAAAGCUCCGUGUAAAGGUAUAUGACCGAGAUUUAACCACUUCUGAUUUCAUGGGUUCUGCAUUUGUCACUCUCAGGGAUCUUGAACUCAACAGGACAACGGAACAUGUUUUAAAAUUAGAAGAUCCAAACAGUUUAGAAGAGGACAUGGGUGUGAUUGUGUUAAACUUGAACCUAGUUGUAAAGCAAGGUGAUUUCAAGAGGCAUCGGUGGUCAAAUCGGAAGCGGUUAAGUACCAGCAAGUCCUCUUUGAUACGCAACCUACGGCUUUCAGAGUCACUGAGAAAGAACCAACUCUGGAAUGGGAUUAUAAGUAUAACUUUGUUGGAAGGGAAGAAUGUCUCAGGAGGAAAUAUGACAGAGAUAUUUGUCCAGUUAAAACUUGGAGAUCAGAGGUACAAAAGUAAGACACUGUGUAAGAGUGCAAACCCGCAGUGGCAGGAACAGUUUGACUUUCACUACUUCUCUGACAGGAUGGGCAUUUUGGACAUUGAAGUAUGGGGAAAGGACAGCAAAAAACACGAGGAGCGUCUGGGCACGUGUAAAGUAGAUAUCUCUGCCCUCCCACUGAAGCAAGCCAACUGCUUAGAGCUGCCUUUGGAGAACUGCCUGGGGGCUCUCCUUAUGUUGAUCACACUGACGCCCUGUGCAGGCGUCUCCAUCUCCGAUCUGUGUGUCUGCCCCUUCGAGGACCCCAAUGAAAGAAAACAGAUUUCCCAGCGAUAUUGCUUCCAAAACUCCCUGAAAGACAUGAAGGAUGUUGGCAUUUUACAAGUGAAGGUUUUAAAGGCAGCUGACCUCUUAGCAGCAGAUUUCUCAGGUUUUGUCAUCCCUGAAACAUAUCUAGGCUUCUCAGGGAAGAGUGAUCCUUUCUGCUUGCUGGAGUUGGGCAAUGACCGACUUCAGACCCAUACCAUUUACAAAAACCUCAACCCCGAGUGGAACAAAGUUUUUACAUUUCCCAUUAAAGACAUCCAUGAUGUUUUGGAAGUGACAGUGUUUGAUGAAGAUGGAGAUAAACCUCCUGACUUUCUCGGAAAAGUUGCCAUUCCCUUGCUGUCUAUCAGAGAUGGACAGCCAAAUUGUUAUGUAUUGAAGAAUAAAGAUUUAGAACAUGCUUUUAAAGGAGUUAUUUACUUAGAAAUGGACCUCAUAUAUAAUCCGGUCAAGGCAAGCAUCAGGACAUUUACACCCAGAGAAAAGCGCUUUGUGGAAGACAGCCGCAAGCUGUCCAAAAAGAUCUUAUCAAGAGAUGUAGACCGGGUGAAAAGACUCACUGUGGCAAUAUGGAAUACAAUUCAGUUCCUACAAAGCUGCUUCAGGUGGGAGUCCACAUUAAGAAGUACUAUAGCCUUUGUGGUAUUUCUAGUCACUGUCUGGAAUUUUGAACUCUACAUGAUUCCCCUAGCAUUGUUGCUGGUGUUUGUCUACAAUUUCCUCAGUCCUGUGAAAGGCAAGGCUGGCAGCACCCAGGACAGCCAGGAGAGCACAGACAUAGAAGAGGAGGAAGAGGAAGAUGACAAGGAAUCUGAGAAAAAGGGGUUAAUUGAGAGAAUCUAUAUGGUACAGGAUAUUGUUUCCACUGUCCAAAACAUCUUGCAGGAAAUUGCUUCUUUUGGAGAAAGGAUUAAAAACACAUUUAACUGGACAGUCCCAUUCCUUUCCCUACUGGCCUGCUUACUGCUGCUCAUUGCCACUAUCGCUUUGUAUUUGGUUCCUUUGCGGUACAUCAUUUUAAUCUGGGGCAUAAAUAAGUUUACUAAGAAGCUUCGCAAUCCCUAUUCAAUUGACAAUAAUGAGCUGCUGGACUUCCUCUCCAGGGUACCAUCAGACAUUCAAAAGGUGCAAUACACAGAGCUGAAGCUGUGCGGCAGCCACAGCCCCCUUCGGAAGAAGCGCAGCACUCUCUAAGGGGGAAAGCUGACUGCAAACUCACAGACUUUAGUACAGGACAGUGUGUGUGUGUGUGUGUGUGUGUGUGUGUGUGUGUGUGACUGAUCACACCACUCUCAUGGCUGCUGGAGAGGUUACGAGGUGUCCUGAUGUGCCUGCCAUGUGCUACCACAUCUGUAUUCUCCCCUUCUUCAUGUGCACAGAUGCACACUUGUCUGCACGCAUGGGUGUCCUACAUGUCUACACUGUCAACCAUCAUAAAGCACCAAGCCUGAAACUGUGAGAUUCCCCCUCCCCUAUCCAUUCCCCAACAGGACAUGAAGCAAGGCUUUGGUGUGGAUGAACACCAUCUUUGGAAACUGCCAGGAGACCAUUUGAUUUUAGGAUGACUCUGAAUGGCCUAUAAUGACUUCAACAGAUUCUCAUUAAGAUUCAUUUAUUUUCCACUGUUCCUGGUGGUACAAACAUGAAAUCCCAGCACUAGAGAGGCUGAGACAGGCAGAUUAUGAGCUUGAGACAAACCUGGGCAUCAUAGCAUAGCCUCACAUACAUGCUGAUGUCCUGUCUCAAAAACAAAUAAGACUGAGUUAUUUUCCACUUUCCAUCCCCACAUUCCUUCAUAUUAUUGGCCACAUAAGCGUCUAAGUCUUAAGCAGCAACCAUCUAUAAAGAUGAUGUUUAUUAUAAAAAGAACUGUCAUAGAUUUCCAGAAAUAGCCAGACAUUUUAGAAAUCUUUCAGCUGUGUUUCCAAAUGAUAAGCCUGAAAAUUUUUGAUGACCCUUUGGUAUUGGAUGUCAGCUGACAUCCAGGCUUAUUGCUGACAAUGACUGUCCCAAGAUGUCACCAGGGUCUCUUAUUUGUAAGUAGAAGUGUUCCAUGAGAGAAUUCUGUUGCUCUAAAAUCUUACUUUUCUGUGAUUUUACUUUUUGUUACCAAAACAAAAUGAAAAUAUAUAGUCUCAGAAAGGCCAUGCCAAGGCAGAUGAAUGAGUGAAUUCUAAGAGUAUUUUAAUGGUAAGAAUAUGAAAGAACUAAGAAGUGAGGUGGUUUACCAAAAUAUCAUGAUCAUUUUUAUUGCUAAAAUGUUGUGAAAAGACAGUAAAGAUGUUCUGGUUGUCCAAGUGUUUCUUUUGUGUUUCUUAAGGGCAGAAUAGGCACUUAGACAAUAAAAACUUAUUUCAGAUCCCA
Messenger RNA from Jaculus jaculus (lesser Egyptian jerboa), 3952 nucleotides. It is a transcript of the gene Mctp2, whose product is annotated as multiple C2 and transmembrane domain containing 2. Lineage: Eukaryota; Metazoa; Chordata; Mammalia; Rodentia; Dipodidae. Gene Ontology annotation, cellular component: synaptic vesicle membrane. Gene Ontology annotation, molecular function: calcium ion binding. Bases 110 to 2782 code for a protein of 890 amino acids. The transcript has 24 exons. Gene Ontology annotation, biological process: regulation of neurotransmitter secretion. The record is from RefSeq and is a predicted model, not a curated record.